AUGCACAAAUCAGCUGAUGUGUUUCCUAUAUUGCAACCGAGAGGUCCAGUAAAAAAGCAUGUUUGUGAAGAUAUGGCUGCUUCACCAAGGAUGUUACUUCUCUCUCUAUCACUGCUUCAAUGUUCUAUUCCCUGCGCACCAGCCAGUUACCCUUGUGGUGCUCAGUACAACAGAUAUCCAGAUAACCGGGAUAUCGCCAUAGAUUGUGGUGCUCGGUUGAUCAACCUAUCCAUUAACCUUUGCCCUUCACUCUUUGCUGGCUUCGAUCCUUUAACCCUUGCGCUAAAUGGCCGAUAUAAUGACACAAAGUGUAACGGGAGAGUGGAUGUCCCGGCCACACCCCCAGUCGUUCAAUAUUCUAUCAUUGUUAAUGACGUCGAUGACAACAACUGUGGCAAUAAUUUCAAAAUUGUUGAUGAGGGUCCGGGAACGGAAACCUUUGCCCAUUUCUCCAGUCUUCAGUCCGUGGUCAUCUCUGGUUUUAUAGACCCCCCGACCAAUCAUUCCUUGAUGAUCAGUUACAGCCCAAGACUGUACUAUAAAUUCUCCUGCAAGUACCCUCUUGAAUAUAUACUUAACAGCACAAGGCUCAUAAUGUCUUCCAUUUCUAUUGCAGUGGCCACAAGGAACGGUAGCUUUAGCAGCACUCUCCGCCUGCAGCUGUUUGAUGACCAAGACUACAUUUCACCGCUGAUCGUUCCUGACACAGGUCUUCCACUCGGAUAUAAGGUUUAUGUUGAAGUCAGCAUUGGUAACCUAUCUACAAACUUUAACGUCUUCCUGGAUCACUGUUUUGCCACACCAUCUCCAUUUAAUCUCUCCUCACUUGACACUGGAUAUACCUUCUUUACUGGCUGCAACAUUAGCCCUCGCACAACUAUCAUUGGAAAUGGAAUCGGCAGGAAAUCCUGGUUUGUUUUUGGUACCUUCCGGUUUAACGAGCAAUGGGACAGGAAGCUCUCGCCAAUCUAUGUCCACUGUAUUACCAGGCUUUGUGAAGCCAAAACCUGUCAGACUUUGCUACAAGACUGCUUUGGUAGAAAGAGACCGAAGCGAGGAAUUUUCACCAAUGAAAGAUUGACAACACAAACCUUCACAGUUUCAUCUGGACCCAUAUACACGAGGGAAGAUGAGUUUUUGACGGCUGGAACCCCAGCACCUCUGAAUGGUCUGACCCAGAGCAAAAAGAAAAACUGCAUGACCAUGGCAGGUCCAAUUAUUGGCAUUGUGCUUGUGAUUGCUGCCGGCCUUGUUGUGAUUGCAUUCAUCGGAAUGUGGAGAUGGAAUCUGUUGCCUAAAAUGAAACAGCCCGACCAGGAUUGCAAUAAUGUGGAUUAUUCAGCGGAUUGAGUCUCCCCAUUACAGAGCUCACCCAAAGGGACCUGCUGCUUUAAAACAAGACACAGCAACCAUAAUCAUUACCAGUCAAGCUUAUGUAACCUGCUGGAGAAGAAAGACGGGUUAAUGAGGUAGUUUCUGGUUUGGGUGCAAUCGGUAAAUUGCACCCAAUGUUUAAUUGAAAUAGAAGUUUUCAAUGAACAUGGGUGGCUGAGUCAUUAUGAUUUUUUUUUUUUCAAUUAAGAUUCCAUAGUGAAUCUUAAACAUUAUAUUUUUCAGAUACCUACAUCACAUUGGCCCACCUUUUCUGAGACCUCCACUAGCCUACGACCCUCCCAUUCUAAUGCUUUAAUCAUUAACAAAAAAUGCUCCAACUAGGAUGGCAGUGAUGUCAGUUGCCACAACCAUAAGCUAUUAGCAUUUUAUUUCUAAUCUCGCUAUUCUUAAGCUGUUUAGUUAAUACUUCCUGCUGUGCCUUCAAUACCAUGAUUCCAACCAAACUUAUCUUCAAACUCCUUGACCUAGGUUUCAGCUCUA
Amblyraja radiata (thorny skate) is the source of this 1875-nucleotide messenger RNA. Its product is annotated as zona pellucida-like domain-containing protein 1. The transcript is spliced from 11 exons. Lineage: Eukaryota; Metazoa; Chordata; Chondrichthyes; Rajiformes; Rajidae. Bases 1 to 1350 code for a protein of 449 amino acids. The record is from RefSeq and is a predicted model, not a curated record.